AUGUCGGAGGGGCCGCCCUACGGCGAGGGGCAGCUGGCGGGGGACGCGGCCGUGGGGCAGCUGCCCUUCCCCGUCCGCCUCCGCGGCCCCGACGGCCUCCUCGCCGGCGGGCAGGGCAAGCGGCCGCCCAAGCUGGGGCAGAUCGGCCGCAGCAAGAGAGUGGUUAUUGAAGAUGAUAGAAUUGAUGAUGUGCUGCAGAAUCUCUCGGAAAAGGCCCCUCCCGGUGUUUAA
This is a messenger RNA of Gavia stellata (red-throated loon), 231 nucleotides long. It is a transcript of the gene CAMK2N1, whose product is annotated as calcium/calmodulin dependent protein kinase II inhibitor 1. Bases 1 to 231 code for a protein of 76 amino acids. Gene Ontology annotation, molecular function: calcium-dependent protein kinase inhibitor activity; protein kinase binding. The transcript has 2 exons. The record is from RefSeq and is a predicted model, not a curated record. Gene Ontology annotation, biological process: negative regulation of protein kinase activity. NCBI's taxonomy places the organism in Eukaryota, Metazoa, Chordata, Aves, Gaviiformes, Gaviidae.